Messenger RNA from Paramuricea clavata, 1347 nucleotides. The record is from the annotation of a GenBank genome assembly. NCBI's taxonomy places the organism in Eukaryota, Metazoa, Cnidaria, Anthozoa, Malacalcyonacea, Plexauridae.
AUGUGUCCUUGGAAGUCGCGGAGUAAUGCUUGUAAAUCGAAUAUUACCUGGUGUUUACUGAGGCGGCAACAAUGCCGGCUUUCGUAUGAAGAACAGCGCACAAUUCUACAAUAUGGCGUGUGCCAAACCACUCGUACUCGUCGGGCUGUUUCUUGCAAGUUUCCGGGAUCUCCAGUCAGUACUUAUUUUCUUGCUUUUAGUCCUGAUGGAGAAACAGUUGCCUCAAGUCAUGGGGACCACUUCGUGCGGAUAAGCGAGGUCAAAUCUGCUCGCUGUUUGCAUAUUUUAAAAGGCCACCCUCGUUCAGUGUGGUGUCUGGUUUUUCACCCUUCGAAUCCUCAUUUGCUAGCAUCAGGUUGUUUAAAAGGUGUUGUAAACGUAUGGGAUUUAACACAAGGGGAUGGUAAAUUGGUCGGCUCACUUAGUUGCCAAAAUGUCACAUCGCUUGCAUUUCACCCAACAGAUAUGGUGCUGCUAAUCGCUACAGGCAACCAGUUACUAUUUUGGUCAUGGCGUCAGAAAGAACCGUUUGCAAUGGUAGAAUCAGCAACAGAUGAUGAAAAAAUUCGACUUGUAAGGUUUGAUUUGCUUGGGCACCAUAUAUUAACUGGAAUACUUGAUGUGGAGCAGCCAAAUGAUGUCUCAAUGGAUAAGAUUCCAUCGGCCAACGAAAAACCAUCGACCAGCCGAACUGUUGUUCACAUCAAUAUGCAAAACAUGGAAGCUACUGUGGACAAUGUUACUGAUGAAGUCAUUGCUGAACAUAGUACGACAAGAGUGGCCAUGUCUGAAAGCCAAAGUACUUGUUUAUUUCGCUUACAAUGGUGGGAUUUUACACACUUGGAAAUUCCUAAUUUGAAGCAAACAAACAUGCAUAUUGUUGCACGUAACUGCUUAUUGACCAAUAAUACAAGUGCUGAUAUAUCAUCAGAUGGUCGACGUUUGAGUGCUUUAGUUGUGAAAUUGGAUGACGGUACUAAGUUAUGUAAUGUCUGUGUAUUUUCAUUGGAAAAGUACAAUCUUGGUCAGUGUUUAUACUCCACUACGCUUGGGCGUAAUACUUUUUCCACUUGCUUCUCACCUCUUGGUACUCACAUUAUAGUCGGUAUAGCUUGUGACAACAGAUUUGCAUUGUUCCAAGAGCAUCCUGUAGAUAGGACUGUGGCAUAUAUUUUUAAACUAUGCACUAAUUUUUCAGCUGAGGUAGUUACCUUGAACGUAAGAGCAUCUGAUGAGUGGCGGUUCUCGGAUUUGCGUGCUAAUGCAGUAAUAUGGCAUCCAAUUAUUGGGUAUGGACUGAUUGCAUUUGGUACAAAUAAAGGCGGGGUAUAUUUUUGUCAUGUGUAA